AUGUCAAAACAUUCAUCAAAAACAACCAUAUUCACAAUUCUCAUAGUCAUAGCAAUCAUUCAUCCAAAAAUCUUAAACGUAUCAGCAAUCGACCCCGCACCCGAACCCGGGGUCCACGUUUUCGAGCUCUACAUGCACGAUAUCCUAGGUGGCAGCAACCCCACAGCUAGACCCGUGACCGGACUCUUAGGCAACAUUUACAGCGGUCAAGUCCCAUUCGCUAGACGCAUCGGAUUCCGUGCCCCAUCGGGCGGAAUCGCGAUUCCAAACGCCAACGGAGCCAUUCCAACCAUCAACCCAAACGGAAUCCCACUCGGAACUGGCCUAGUCGGAACACAGUUCGCAAACCUGAACAAUAACAAUAACAAUAACAACAACAUUCAGAACCAGAUCGCGGCCCAAUUGGGCCCCGAUGGGCUUGGGCUCGGGUUCGGUACGAUUACAGUGAUUGAUGAUUUGUUAACCGCUAAUGCUAAACAGGGUUCGCAGACAUUGGGGAAAGCACAAGGUGUGUACGUUGCCAGCUCAGCAGACGGAAGUAGACAAAUGAUGACGUUUACGGCUGUGAUGGAAGGAGGGGAGUAUGGUGAUAGUAUUAACUUUUUUGGAGUGUACAAGAUUGGAAGCACGAUGUCCCGCUUGUCGAUAACGGGUGGGACCGGGAAGUUUUUGCACGCUUGCGGGUUUGCUGAGGUUCGAUCGCUUAUACCCGCGGGUCAAAUUGUGGCUGAUGGGGUCGAGUCUUUGUUGAGGUUGACUGUGCACCUUUCUUACUAA
Molecule: messenger RNA, 777 nt
Organism: Lactuca saligna
Lineage: Eukaryota; Viridiplantae; Streptophyta; Magnoliopsida; Asterales; Asteraceae
Source: the annotation of a GenBank genome assembly